AUGGCCUGUUUACAUGGAGUGGGGGACCCCGGUCUAGUGGGGUAAGUUUCUUUUGUUUUGUGUCCCCCAGAGCGUGAAAACAAAAGAAACUUACCACACUAGACCGGGGUCCCCCACUCCAUGUAAACAGGGUCUAAUUCGAAAUGCGACUUUGAGAAACUAACAUAAUUAAAAAGCCGAGAAACUUGUGAAUGCCAACAGUGCCAGCAUGGAGUGUUAAAAAACAAAAGAAAGAUGAAUAGAGGCAUUUUUCGUCAAUGUAUUUUUGUAUCCCUUGAGAAAUCCUCGCCAAUGUAAAAACAAGCCGUUUAUCGGCCUUCAGCUCGUGGUUAUGUGAUUUAUACUACUACAUGGGAAAUUACUGCAAUUUGAUUGGCUUAGAGCAGUGGUAUUUCAGCUUAAUUUGAAAUACCUACAGUACAUGUGAAAAUUACAAACCUUUUGCGGGUAGUAGUAUAAACAAAUAAUAGCAUGAUUUGUACGUGAUAUUUGGCAUAAAUACCACUAGUGAUAUUUCAAAAUUGUCACAAAUUUCACUCGCCUAACGGCUCGUGAGAUUACGCAUAACAAUUUUGAAAUAUCACUCGUGGUAUUUAUGCCAAAUAUCACUACAAAUCAUGCUAUUACCUAUACUUAUUCCUCUCGUGUGUUGCCCUCGGACGCACGAGGGGAAUAAAUCACAUAACCCCUCGCUUCAGGCCGAUAACCCUUACUAAAAACCACGAGUGAUAUUUCGAAAUUGUUAUACGUAAUUUCACGAGCCGUUAGGCGAGUGAAAUGUGAGACAAUUUUGAAAUAUCACAAGUGGUAUUUAUGCCAAAUAUCACGUACAAAUCAUGAUAUUAUUUGUUUAUACUACUACCCACAAAAGGUUUGUAAUUUUCACAUGUAGGUAUUUCAAAUUAAGCUGAAAUACCACUGCUCUAAGCCAAUCAAAUUGCAGAAAUUUCUCAUGUAGUAGUAUAAAAAUAGGAAUUUGCACAGGUCUAAGGUGUGUGAAAAAACACCUCAAAUAUUAAUUUUUUGAAAGUUCAGGUCUUUGAUGAUAAAAUAUAUGUAAUUUUUAUUUCAGAAAGUUCUGUAAUAUUGACGAUUUUAAUUUUUUUAAAAAUAGCAGUUCUACUACUUUACGUUAAAAUUUUCCAUCUGAUGACUGCUCUAUUUUAGCGGCCCGCCUUAGAAAAUUUUGAACCUGAAUUUCCCCGAUUGUCGUUGGACCAUGCAUCCAUUAAGCCCACCUAUGAUGUAGUGGUUGUUGGAUCAGGAUAUGGAGGGUCUAUUGCAGCCAGCCGUUGUGCACGAGCUGGUCAAACUGUGUGUGUGUUGGAGCGAGGGAAGGAGUGGCUUCCUGGUGACUUUCCAGAGUCAUUCCUUGCUGCCUCAAAGGAAAUUCAAAUCCAUCCUGGCGGGAAAAACACAAAAGGUAUGCUUACAAGUCAUGAAUAUAUUUAUUUGUGUCAUUAAGCAGUGGAGGAAACUAUUAAUUAAUGGUCCUGCAGAGAAGGAAUGCAACAACCAGAGAGCUUGGAGAGCGCCAAGGGCGGAGCUUGCUCGCAGGCUGCUAACGUUACUAUUGUCUAUACUUCUGAUUGACAAAAAGGUCUAAAUUUUCAACAUUUAAGGAAUUUGUGAAAUUGUAUGCUUUUCUUGGCCUUUGUUUACAACUCUUAAGAUUGGUUGAAACUUUUUAACACAAAGAAACAUCCUUACAAAAUGAAGUUAAAAUACAUUUUAAUUUUAUAAACUUCCUUUAUUUGGGUUUAAAUAAUUGAUAUUUUAUAUAAAGAAUGAAAUAUAUGAUCAUAACCCUGCAACUAUGAAUCGAAUUUGCAGGGGAACCAUCUAGUCUAUAUGAGUUUUAUGUCACUGACGACUUGAGCGUUGUCCAGGGGUGUGGUCUUGGAGGAGGCUCCCUCAUAAAUGCCAAUGUUGGCCUUGAUGCUGAUCCUAGAGUGUAUGAAGACCUGUUAUGGCCAUCAGAACUCAAGCAAGACCUUGAAAAUCUAAUGAAAAUUGACCGAAAGCAUGUGGUAGAUAUGUUGAAACCCACCCCUUAUCCAGAUCAUUACCCUAAACUGGACAAAAUGAAGCGGAUGGAAGAUGGCUUUGGUGCAUGCGAUAUUGAGGACAUUGACAAAGCCUAUUACAAAACUCCUCUUUAUGUAACAUUUGAGGACACACCAUCCAAUCAUGUUGGAGUUCCACAGCCAAAGUGCACUGGCUGUGGAAACUGCUGCGGUGGUUGCAAUGUUGGUGCAAAGAAUACUCUGAACAUGAACUACUUGCCCGAUGCGAAGGCUCACGGGGCAGAGAUAUUCACAGAGGUACAGUAGGAGCUGAGUUGUCACUAGGACGAUUAUUAGGCCAAGUUCAAACAUUGAACUUCUCAUGUACCGAACCUAAUCACUUCAAUUAAGUACAUGGAAAGACCAACAUUUGGACCAUUUAAAUCCCACACACUUAGUUUGGGUCGACCCAUGAAUUAAGUUCGAGUAGCCCACAUGGGGAUUUUGACUGUUGAGCGACUUCGUUUCAAACGUCAAACUUUUCAUGUGCCGAAUCUAAUGCAUAAAUAAAUUGAAUUUAUUUUGAAUGGUGAGCGUUGGAGACCAUUGUGCACUGUGAAAAUGAAUGUAGGCCGACGUCUAGUCUAAGGUCUAGUCCGAUGUUUAGUUCGUUGUCUGAGUCAACCAUCAAACAUAUAUCAUUUGGGUCGACCCAAAUAGGUAUUAAGUUCGGUACAUGAAAAGUUCCACUACUGAACUGGUCCUUAUUUACUUAAACAUGAGUUGCUACAGUCGUAGCACUUGGGCCUUAAAUCAAACGAAAAAGUGAGGAUCUAUAAUAUUAACAGUUUAUGAUCCACAGAAAAAAAGGCCUCUAAGAUGUUUAUAAAUGGCUAAUUCUUUAAAUUAAUGAAGUACCUGAUAGCGAAUUGACAGGCCUUUAUAAGUUAAUGACUUUUUUAUUAGUUGUAAGAGCAGGCAAAUGAAAACAGUACGUAUCAUUGUAAGAGCUACCAGUCAUUUACAAGUUGAAAAUCUACAAAUAUACCACAUUUUGAUAACUUUUUUGUCAAGAUGAACACACUGUUUAAGUAGACUAUGAUUUAGAAAUUGUUCUUACUAAAUGAAUUCUCAGGUCCGCCAUGUGAGCUGCAAGUUGUGGACUAGAAAUUACCAUAAUGUACUGCCAGAAUUUGCGCUGAAAUACACUGCACCAGUUGAAUUUUACUAAAACAAUGAUAGGGUUACUCUCAGUUUUACUUGCUUUAAUUGAAAGAUGUCAGCUUACCUUAUCAACCAUCUGUCCAUAGAAAUCUCGAUAGUUCAUUGGGCUGUUUGUAUGGGCUAAAGUUAAUGUUGCUAGGCCCCUCAGUUGGCGUCAUGAAAUACUUAUUAGGCUGGUUGCUGCUCUUUUAAAGGUUGAAGUCAUGUCAGUAACCAAGGUACCUGGCACUGCUGAGUGGAUGGUAAAAUACAAGCGGCUAAUCAGGGGCAGUUUCACUGUUGAAGAAGAAACCAUACGAGCUACUCAUGUCAUCAUUGGUGCAGGAGCACUUGGCUCUACCAAACUGUUGCUUCGAUCUAGAGAGCGGGGGCUUAAUGUAUCUAACCAAAUAGGAAAGAACUUCUCCACAAAUGGCGAUGUCUUGGGUUUCAGCUUCAACGGCGCAAAAAAUGCCAACUCUGUUGGGCUAACAACUCAACACAUGGCAAGAAAUAAGAAACCUCCAGGCCCUUGCAUAACCUCUGUCAUGGAUUUCAGAAAAACUAAUGGAAACCACAAGAAGGGCUUCGUAGUUGAAGAUGGAACACCUCCAUCGGUGAUUUCUGGUAUGUAUUCUGUUGGUUUGUCGGUUGCAGCCAAACUGAUCGGAAUUGAGAAAUACUCCUCUGCUGAAUCACUGGAAAAGGCAUGGCAGGUAAGAAUGUGACAAAAAAUAAAGAAAUUUUUUGAGAGCUCGAUGAUGUAGGGCUAGCACUCCAAUUCUGCUCUUUGAAUCUCUUUAUGGUGGCUUUAAAUUUAAUUUUAUUGUCAACCCAGUUAAUAACAAUUAUUAAAUUAUUUUGUGGGUCUUAGCACUGAAAUGUGUGUCUAGCUAGUAUUUGCAUUUUUGUGAAAUUUUAAGCUCACCAAGUUGGAUAAUCUUCAGUUCCUUAAAUAAUAUUGAGGAUUUUAAAACAAUAUGUUAUAGAAAUUGUGAUAGAAACAAUUUUUAACAUUUUAGAAACUAAAGGGCAAAGGAAUCAACAAAAGCCUUUCUUUCUUGUGCAUGAGCCAUGAUGAUGCUAGUGGUAUCAUCACUUACAAUAACACUAACGACAGUGUUGAUAUCACCUGGAAGAGAGUUGGUGAUGAGGAAAACUUUGUGACUUGCAAUAAGGCAAUGGAAAAAGUCACUACAGGUCUCAGCGGGACAUUUGUGCAAAACCCCAUGUGGACUCCUGCCCUUGGUAAAAGUGUCAUCUCAGCACAUCCUCUUGGUGGCUGCCCCAUGGGAGAAUCUGGACAAACUGCUGUCGUAAACCAUGCUGGACAAGUCUUUGAUGGUAGUAUAACACAGUAUAACAUUUAGUAUAGGUAAUCACAUGAUUUCGAGUGCAAUUUGGAAUAAAUAAGCACUUGUAAAUUUUUCAAAGACCACAAAGUGCACUCGCCCUACGGGCUCGUGCACUUUUGUUGGUCUUUGAAAAAUUUACUCAUGCUUAUUUAUUCCAAAUUGCACUCGAAAUCAUGUGAUUACCUAUACAUAUGCUUUUGGUGCCUAUGUUAAUAGUAUGCUCAACUGAAUAAACUCUCUAAAAGGAAUAAACUCUUAAAAUCACUCAAUCAUUUUGGCAUUCAUUGCUUUGCAAUAGCUAGAAAUCUGCUUGAAAUAAAAAUAUUCAUGUAUGUAGCAACUAUUAAAAGUAGCCCAAAAAUCAUGGUACAGGAAAUUUGCAACAAAACGUUUGCGUAUUCGUAUUCUGGAAUACGAUCAAUCAAAUGCAUGUUAAGUUUAAUGUGAUGCCUCUGAAUGUUCUUAAAUUCAAAAAUUUAACUUUAAAAUUAUUAUACCAUUUUUUAUUCAUGAGGUCGACCUGGCGUGGAUUAGCUUGAAAAGCUUCUGAGCGAAUGAGACCACAACACACAUACAGACAGGAGUCAGGCCAUUUGUCGUACGUAGUUACUAAAACAAGGAAUGACCUACAAUGACCUACAAUGACCUACAAUGAUCUACAAUGACCUACAAUGACCUACAAUGAUCUACAAUGAUCUACAAUGACCUACAAUGAGCUACUAUGACCGAACGUGUAAUCCCUGUAAUGAGCUAAAAUGAAGAUUUUAGAAAAAGACAAAAAAAAAAAAAAAGAUCAGGGGACGUGUGCGUAAACGUAACGCGUUUAGUCUACUGCAUGACAGCCCAUUUAACGAUGACAGCAUCUCUAAUUAUUACGCUUGGAGAUAAAUUUACAGUGUAAUAAUACAUGUAUGAUGAUACUGUGACUUUUGUCCAAACCAUCCCUUGCAACCUUUCGCAUUAGUUUUAUUUUGUCUUGUCUUUUUUUCAAACAAAUUGAACAAACACAGUCACCCCAACAGUCGUUCCGGGGGGAUCUUCAAGGGACGUAAGGGUAGAGGUGAACAAAGGAGGCCUUCAAAUUCUGACCCUCUUCAAAAGAAAAAUUGUUCAUUUUUUUUAAGUACCCUGGCCUGUAUAAGACAUCAUAAGACCCUUUAAAUGGCUUCCGGUCCACCAGGAUGCUCUGUUUGUAACGCUAUAUAAUAAAAUCCAUAUCCUGCUCAGUGGCCCAUACCCAUCUAGGCCAAAUGAGGAAGUGCUUGCAUGACUUCCGUCAAUAGAGCGUAUAAUAGUGCUAUACCGGUAAAAAGGCGAUUGCAAUAAUCUAUUUUCAAGUUUCUCAAGUUACCUGAGAUCAGGCACAAUUUUUGUUUUGCCUUUUCAAAAUGUGCUUGGCAAUUUAAUACCAUGAGCCUAGUGUCACGUCCAAGCGUGACACACGACAAACAUCAUUGUCUGUCAUUUUGUAGCUCAUUGUAGGGCUUAUUUUAACUCAUUUUAGCUCGUAGUAGCUCAUUGUAGCUCGUACUAGUUCAUCGUAGAUCAUUGUAGGUCAUUGUAGGCCAUUGUAGGUCAUUGUAGGUUAUUCCUUGUUUUAGUAACUACGACACACGUUCCCUGAUCUUUUUUUUUUGGUCUUUUUCUAAAAUCUUCAUUUUAGUUCAUUACAGGGAUUACACGUUCGGUCAUAGUAGCUCAUUGCAGGUCAUUGUAGAUGAUUGUAGAUCAUUGCAGGUCAUUGUAGAUCAUUGUAGAUCAUUGUAGGUCAUUGUAGGUCAUUGUAGGUCAUUCCUUGUUUUAGUAACUACGAUUUGCCGUAUGCUGGAACACUCAUUAAGGAAAUAAUAAUUAUAUUAAUUUUAUAGACCAAUGUAUGGUAACUUAUAUCAUUUUAGGUGAUUCUGGCAGUGUGCUUGAAGGACUCUAUGUUGUAGAUGGUGCAAUUCUUCCCAUAGCUGUUGGAGUCAACCCCACUCUUACCAUUUCGUGCCUGGCAGAACGCUGUCUACGACUUCUUGCUAAAAGAGAGGGUUGGCAUAUAGAUUAUGACACAUUCAAGCCGCUCGGUGAGUUGUAGUUACCGUACUUGUACAUUUUUAUUUAUAGUAGAGAACCGUGGGUAAUAAAAUUUGUUCAUCUUUUCAUGCAAGAAGUUUGGGUUUGUCAAAAUCGUCCGUACAUACGUCCCCCUUCAUGUUAGCGGAUGUGAAAUUGCAUUGUAGCUAUGAAGUUCAGAGUAAAUAUUGGACAUCCAUGUUAUAGUCAAUUGACAGCUGUCAAAAUAGGGUAUCUGCUGACCAGACAGUGAGUGUCACAUGAAUAUCACGGGCUCGGGUGUACAACUUAUUGAGGUGAUGUGUUUUUUAAAGCUCUCCGCUGACCAGAUAUUGUUCUCAAUAAGUACUUACCUUCUCAAUGGAUCGCAGGCUCAGGUCCAUUUUUCAUCCUACUGAGUUACAGUGAAAAUGUAUUAAAAGAUACACGAUAAAAUACAAUAGUGAUAUAAGAUAGAAAAAUACUAUACUGAGUUAUAUUUAAAAAUAAGUCUAUUUACAAAAGUUUUCUUGUAUCUGUCCGUUUUUAUCUGAGGAAGGUGACACCUUCUCCUACGCAAAUUAUAUACUAAUUCUUUUUCUUUGGGAAUGAUCGCACCUAGCAUUUGAUUAUUAAUAGCUCUUUUGAAAUCGGAUUUAUCUUGCUGUUCUAAAAGAUUAAAGUUGCUUACUGUUUGAGAGGUAAAAUGACGCUUAUGGCACCUGUCUAAAAAACGCUGUAUAACAUUUAAAUCAGAAUCAGAAGCGCCAUACACAGCGAGACCAUAUGUGAGAAUGGGAAGAACUAGGGUUUUAAACAAGUGAUCUAUUUCCUUCUGGCAUCGUUUGCACUGCAAAAGACGCCUGCUUUUCAGGCUAAAAUUUUCCCCAACCCUCCCCUCUCUCACCAUGGACCAUCACCUUCAGAAUUCCACCGUAAUGACCAAAAACCACUUAAAUCAAGAAGUACACUAGCCAUAGUACUUCGGUGGGUAGCAAACACGCUGUGAAUGUCUCAGGACUUUAUGUUAAUAUUAUUUUGUUUGCAGAUCAAACUAGCUUUGUCAAACCAAAGCCUGGAAUUCGCUUCACAGAGAAGAUGGUGGGGACAUAUGAAUCAUCGAACAACAAAGGCAAACAAAUGCCUUGUGAAUUUACACUUACCGUUGAGUCGGAUGAUGUGGAACAGAUGCUUAACUGUGACCCAUCUCACUCUGCUAAAAUAAGUGGAACAGUGACUUGUCUGGCAUUAUCCUCAUCUCCACUGACGGUUUCUGAUGGUAUGUGCACUGCUGCUGUUGUUGUUGUUGUUUUUUUUAAAAACCUGUAUAAGUACUUUACCAAGAAAAAAAAAAAAAAAGAGAGAGAUUUAGGGUUAUCUAGGGUAACAUCAAGAAUAAUACAAUAAGAGGUCUGUCAAGUCACUCCUUCGAUUUCAAAAGGAUUGAUUUAACUCAAAGGAUCUAAAUAAACGAAUAUUGCAUUUAAGCGUUUAUUAAUAAGCACUUUUUGUCUCAAAUGCAGCGCUUAAGCGGGGACGGCGCUUAUUCCAGUAAAUACAGUCUGCUCCCUUUCGAGACUCGAUCCACAAGGGGUAUUUUCCGAGAAGAAGUUCCAAGAUAUUUACUUUUUGCAGGAGAAUUUACUCUAUGCAAUAUCUAAGUAACGAUAUGUGUAGUUCCAUUUGUCACUUAACGUUCUUUCACUUCUUCGAGUAGCGUUGUACAUACAGUAAACAUAGAGAGUAAACCAUGAGUCAAGCGGUCGUCUACAAAAGCUUGAAAACAAUACAAGAUUAUAAAACCGUCACGUUUGAAGUAAUAGCGGUCGCUUAUGAGAGGUGUUCAUUUACGAGACUGGUACCAACUAUAAGGCUUUGACUGAAAAGGAUUUGGUGUUUUGGAUUGGUGUUAGCUUACGAGAGGUGGUCACACAUGGAGAUUCCACUGUUUUUGUUUGUGCUAAUAAUAAUUUUUUGGAUUACAAUAUCUUUUUAUUAUGUAAGCUUUUGCUACAGAAGCAUUUUAAAUAAUAUUAUUAUAAGUCAAGUAACUGUUUAAAGAACCCCUGUAUGGAAUUGCAUGAAGAGAGUGUCUCUUUGAGAGAGUUAUUACUAAUCCAGCAUCAUGUCACAAGUGUGGAAUAAACUGGAAAACAAUUUUCAAGUCCGUGACAGGAUUGGAACCUAUGACCUGUGAAACACUGGGCAGGCGUUCUAUCUGAUCGUCAAGCCACUGGGAGACUCAUGAAAAACAAGGCGAUUAACUGGUGUGUCUCUUUGUUUUUGGCAGGCCAUUUUCAGCUGUUCAGUACCAGUAAAGAGAACGCCGACACUAAGAACAUGGUGUAUAAAAUGACUCUUAAUGGAGAUGGGGGCAGGCUGUUUUCCUUUGAAGGUGUCAAGUAUGUCCACAAGGACCAUUUUGGUGAAACUGGAUUGAAAGAUACCACAACACUGUUCGUCAAAAUCUUCCGCCUUGGUAAGGAAGAGCCCUUGGGCAACGCAACACUCUACAUAACUGCUGCCAACUUUGCUAAGCAACUUGAGACAAUGGACAUCAUUAAUACCCACAGCACACGUGAGAAGCUGUAUUGGAUGGCACGUUUUGGUGCGUUCUUUGCUAAAACCCUCUGGAAUGUGUACGGUCCAGUCUCCUCAUUUGAUAAGUACUUCAUCCCUGAUGCUCCACCCAGGAAGAAAAGAGCUCUGAGGCUGCGUGGAUGCCUUCCUGAAGUCUUCAACUGCACCACUGACGACAAGGUGAAAACCCAAAUUCUCCUUAUCUGUUUUUGUAGGUUUUCAGGGUUUGUCACUGAAAUUUCCAAAAAAUGUAAUUCCAUGAUCGUUAGUUGGGAAAACUACUUAAUUCUGCGCGCGGACGAAAUGAGUCAGGGCCAUGAAAUAAAUUAAGGUCUCUUGUCAGGGUAGGAAAAUGAGCAAUGGGUCAGGAUUUGAAGGCUCCCGCGGUACACCUCUACCCCAAUUUUCCUUGUUACCCCCGGCACGGAAAGAAGCUAGACUAUACACGCAGGUUCUGCGUCUCCUAAACUGUUCGCAAUGUAAUGUGGGUUUUUUUUAACAAUCCCUUUUACUUGAUUGGGAAGCUUAAAGGAGACAAGGCAAAAUAGUCACCACCCAGGAAGGCUUUCAUCUGAACAGAGACAAAUCACAGCCAGCAUAUGUUCUUGUUUUUCCUUUUUAAGAUCCUGGCUAGCGGUUGUUUGCUCUUAAGUCUUCUGUUCCUUUAUUCAACUACAUAAAAUGGUUAUGUUUUCAGUUUGAAAUAGCUUUGACUCGCUACAACGGUGGCUCUAAAGGCCCAGUUGUAAUGUUUCACGGAGCCGGAGUGAGUAGUGGAAUGUUUAGCCUUGACACAAUUGACACCAACCUUGUGGAAUAUCUGGUGCAACACAGGUAUGAUGUUACAUUUGCCACAGUAUCCUGUAGUAACCCAUUAGAGACCUUUAGAUUCUAAUACGAGGACGACUACGAGGUCGAGAUUUUCUCAGUACUUAGUAGUGCGCGUGCGUGAACCAGCGUCAUUUUGGCGAGAAACGUGAUAGCCGUCGUUAUUCUUUUACAGACGGGGAGUGGGGCGAGGGGGGCUGAGAAUAUCGUAGAGGCGAGAACAAGUUUUCAAAUGUUAGAAGUUAUUUAAUUUCGCUCUCACAUUGGGGCUCAAUCUCCUUCAAUAACAAUAACCCUGCUAACUUUUCGUAUGACCAAAAAUGCAUGCAACAACGAAAAUGACAAAUCUGGCGAAACUUCGUCAAAGAUUUGGCGAAAAUUCAAGGAUGUCCGAAGGUGCCCCUUGAAAAGUGACGAGUGACGAAAAAGGCAAAUUGGGAAAAAGGAUAAAUUUGGCGAAAACUGAAAGGUGAUGUCUAAAGGGGUCUCUUGAAAGGUGGUGAUUUUGACGAAAAAUGGCAAAUUUGACGAAAAUGACGAAUUCGCCAUUUUGGUCACAUCGCCGUGUUUACUAUUUUCGUCAAAAUCGCCACUAUUGAAGGGGAGCCUUUGAACAUCUCAUAAGAAGUUCAGUCACAUCUUUGGCGAAUUUCGCCAAAUUCGCCACUUUCCAAGGGGCCUCUUUGCUAUCUUAUUUGGCACGUAGUUGAGGGGUUGCCAUAUUCGCCAUUUUCGCCAAAUUCGGCACAUUCGUCAAAAUCGUCACUUUCAAUAGGCCCCUUUGACUUGUCAUUUGAAUUUAUUGUUUAGACUUUGGCGGUUGUUCGCCAAAUUUGCCAUUUUCGCCAAAAUAGCCCCUCUUAAAGGUCAUUUUAAUUUUUGCAAACCCUCUGGCGAAUUUCUUUUGCCAGAUUCUGUUUUCACCAUUGCUAACAGGUUUCCACUAUUUUCGUCACAUCCGCCACUCUCCAAGGGGCCUUUUUGGCAUCCAAUUUGAAUAUUUACCAAACCCUUGGCAAAGUUUUGCCACAUUCGCCAUUUUCACCAGAUCUGCCAUUUAUGUCAUGCAGUUUUUCCAUUUUCGUCAACUUCUCUACUAUACAAUUAAGGCGCACCUCUUGUAAUCUCAUUUAAAUUUUAGCCAGCCCUCAGGCUAUUUCUCACCAGAUUCGCCAUUUUCGUCAUUGCUUGUGUCUCUGAACAUAAGUGAACUUUUUUGGCUAAGAAAAUUUGCAGUGAAACCGUAUUAAGCGGACAGUAGCCAAAGUCACCAAUUUUUUCCCCCUUGUUAAGCGGCCACCUCUCUUCAGCGGACGCAGACCUCUAAGAAGUGGAUGAAAGGGUCAUUUCUGUUGUUACAAACCUGCAUAAAGCGGACACUCGUCAUUAGACUCCACUAUCCAACAUGCCAGACACGUGGUAUUCAAACUGGAUUUCCACCCACAAAUUUGCUGAAUUUACUAAACGUAGUUGACUAAAGAUGUAUUAAUUUUCGAUAACAUUGUCGAAUACUCAAGAAGAAAAGAAACCAGAAAUACAGACGCGUACACGAACUAUUGUAGUUCUUAAAACAGCUAGUAUUCUGUAAAUUCUUCGUCGGUCAGAUACUCUUUUAACAGUUACAAGACAAAAUCAGUUACCCGUUUCCCAUCAGUUUUACAGUACUGUUUAUCUAAUUUCGUUUUGCUUGUACAUGUAUAGAGUUUGUUUUACUCAUUUGUUCUCUUAAAACUUAAGGAGCAAUGAAUUGGUCCACUGAGCUUUGAAAUGCUACAAACUUACUCUCAUACUCUCAUACUCUCUCCAGUUCCACUGUUCAACAUAACAUGGAACAUGUUGUGAGUUAAACAAAGAGUUUAGUCUUGCCUGUGAAAAUGUGCCUUAAGCUCUCGGACGAACCAAAUUUUUUUCGAUGAGAUUCUUUUUUUUUCCUUUUGUGUGGAGAUGCUCUCGCUCCUACUUUCCUUCCUUAAUUAAACGUGGUUGGUAUUCCAUGUAAGCUUUUCUCAUAAGUAGUAUCCUUAAAAGCAGUGUUCACUGACUGAGCACAGUUACAUGGCUUCACUAGGUACGACGUUUGGCUUGUUGAUUGGCGCACUUCGUGUAAUCUUCCAUCAAUGGUUCGCAAGGACUACACACUGGACGACUGUGCAGCUUUUGACUACCCAGCGGCUAUCAAUAAAGUGAUAGAAAUCACUAAGCAGGUAUAUAAACCACUGGUGUUGGUUAAGGUGGCUAAACACUUUUGUUUUUAAUUUUUUUAAAAUGAACACCAGUGAGCAGCACAAAGCAACGCGAGGAUCUUGUUAACUUGAUUAUUUCAUCUCAUCACACAGACUCAUCAGGGAGUAUAACAAGACAGAGCUAAGGAACUAACUUUAUACCUAAUGAUUCAGACGAAAUCACGUUCCUAAGGGUAUGCGUGCAGGAUAUGACUAUAAUCCUGCGUUACAAAAUUUGCAAUUUUUUUAUUUUGGGGCUAACGGAUUUAACGGAAUCCAAAACAUAUAAGCGAAAAAGGUUUUUGAGCCAACGUUUUCAUGUUUUAAUGCUAUGCCUGUAAAAAGCACCAAAAAAUUAUUAUGGAUAGUGCUUUUGGUGAAAUUUUUUGAUAUCUUCUUCAUAAAUCUACAAGAGGAUUUUGAUUCUGGGUAAAGGCAUUAAGUAAUGACUUCAGCACAGAAUUGACUUAAAACAGUAACAUCCUCGUGGCAUAGCCCCUUUGAGCCUGGUGAACGAAUUAGGAUGAUGUUUGUAUAUCUUCCUGCAGAAAGACGUUCAGGUGGUGGCGCACUGUGCCGGAUCUUUAGUGUGUUUUGCUUCUCUCCUGUCUGGAGCGCUUGAGGGAAAGGUCAGGAGUCUGGUGGCGAGUCAAGUGGCUGCUAAUCCCAUUCCCUGCCCGUUCAAUAAGCUGAAAGCUGGGCUUCAUAUUCCAGGAGUAAUGGAGGCUGUUGGAAUAAAGGGAUUAACAGUUGACACAGAUGAUCAUACGUCCUGGGCUGGCUGGCUUUUCGAUAAAUUUGUCAAAGGCGUUGAUCAUUUGUUUUUGCCAUAUGAGGAACUUUGUCGUAACCCUGUUUGCCACAGGUAUGGAGCAAAACCUGUAGAAAUGUACUGUCAACCUUAAAAGUCAGUUGCCGUUUGAAGUUUCUGUUAUAAUGUUUAAGCUCAGUACCAGACCCUGGUUGUUCAAACGUUGGAUAGCCUUAUCCAACGGACAAAUCACUAUCCAGCGGGCUGAAGUAUUAGGGAAACCAAUGACGCUAUCCAUUGAUAAAGAUUUAGCCAGUGGAUAGCGUUUUCCUCCUUACAAAUAACUCAGCCCAGAAAGUUAGUAAGUUUUAAGUAUAACGAUGGGAUAAAGGAAAAUGAUGUUUAUACGUUUAGAGAUAUUAUAUAUAUGUGGUGUCACUACAACCAGCUGCAAAAAUACUUCAGACAUCAGUACCUUAUUUGGGCUUAAUGGCCUAUCAAUGAUCUUGUAAUUGUGAUCCCCUCCUCUCCCCUUGAGAAAGUUGCUAACAAUACGAGACCAUGCUCAAAACUUGAAGGAACGUGUUAGAGGACGUGAGUUUUAUUUGUCAUAGAUGUGUUCCUAUCAGCAAUUUUUAAUAAAACAUGAAGCCAGUUUUUUUGCAACUGGUUGUAACUUUGGACACGGUGAAUUCGUUUAUCGCAUCUCUUUUAUAACUAAAAAUACCUUUUCCCCUUGUUUCAUGUGAAAUUGAGCAGAAUAACCUUCACUUAUGGCCUUCUAUGGGAACAUGAAAAUCUCACUCCACUGACGCACGAUACUCUGCACGAGUUCUUUGGCUACAUAACAGCAGAGUGUAGCGCCCAGUUGGCUCUGACGAUGAGAGAAAAAAAGCUGGUUUCGGCUUCAGGAAAAGACAUCUAUUUGCCUGAUGUGGACAAGGACGAUCGGCUGGAUAGUCCAAUAUACAGGAAACAUAUUAAGCGACUAGAUAUGCCAAUCUGCUUUAUUGUUGGUGAGUUUUAUCGUAUGUUCAUAAUAAAGAGAUUGGGAAGGCAAGCAAGGCAUGUAUUCAUGGAAACGAAGACUAAAGCUGAUGCAUUGUUCGAUAUUUUGUUUUAUAUUUAUCAUAACAAUGGAAAUAACACACACAAAAAAAUGCUUAUUGCAAAAUGCACAGAAUUAUGUGGCUCGGGUACUAUGCGCGUGGUGGCGCACGGCCUUCCCAGUCUCUGUUUGAUAGUAUGUGUCAAUUUGUACAAUUCCUUACUCAGCCAUCCUUGAUCAAUCAUUCCGCUUUUUUGGCGCCAUUUAUUGUUGCACUGUGUAUACUACAUGAUCUUGACUUCGGUGGAACCUGUGUUUAACGGUCGCCCUAUUGACUUGAGAACGUGAGGCGCCAGCGUAUAAUGUGGGAUCGCUAAAGAUACUUACUGGGUAUAGACGACAAACAGAUUUACCCGUUAUUCAUUCAUACUUCUGUACAAUUGUGCAACAUCGGCGUAAGAUCCUCAAAUUUGAGGACUUUCUGAAGAAUUGGGAAAUUUGGAAGGGCGGUUUGAUCUAAACAAGAUCUAUCUACUCUAGCCUCACAUUCACCCAAAAGGUAGGCAACGAAGUGCACUACUGUGAGUGAAUCACCGUGAUAAUUGGUAUUUUUGACUUCUAUGCUUCAUUGUUAGGAGAGAAAAACAGCUGCUAUCUUCCUGAAAGCACCUCCACUACAUUCAACCUUGUGAAAGAAGCCCACCCGCAUCAAGAGUAUUCUUGGAUUCAGAUUCCUGGCUAUGGGCACUUGGACUGCAUUUAUGGCAGAGACGCAGUGCAUGAUGUUUAUCCGCACAUUUUAAAGGCUUUGGAUGCGUAUGCUCAAGAUGAUUUGCAUCGUGAUAAGGCAGCUCGUCGUCACGUAUUGCAGGCUCUGAAGUCUUUGGAAAUUAACCCAGGUAUGAUAGUCACGAACUAAUGUGAUAAGCCCCAUGCCCCUCAGACAUAACAUUUUUGACUUCAACGCGUUGGGUCCGUUUGAAUACCCUGCUGAUAUGUCCGAGGUUAAUCUCUACUGAGAGAAUUCGCAAAGGUAGAGAAUACCCUUAAGUCUAGCUAAAACGCCGAACAAGUUGGGCGAAUUUUAUUGAAAUUAAGAUUUCCAAGUGAUUUCAAAACUACAGUAUAAGUGUAUGCCACGCCAAGCUGAAAAUAACGAAAUUUCGGAGUGUUAAGUUUCCGCCUAUUGAAUGGGAGCGAAAGACAUCGAGAUUUUGUUAGGUAUUCCCAUCCAUCCAAAGUCUACGAUUUUCAAAGGAGACCUUGUGAGGAGACCCUCGGAUAUAAAACCUGGCGGUUUCACACCGGUGACUCUCCUUACCAGUUACCGUGUUUCCUCGAAUAAGCACCCACGGUCUACUAAGCGUCCUAGGGUCAGCGCCAAAAUAUGAAACAUGCGCCCUCUUCCUCUCCCCAAUCACUUUCUUUAAUAAUAGGGAUACAAGGAAAACCUGUUUCUAUUGCCACUUUAUUAAUAACUCGGUGUAUAAACUGUAUAAUGUGACUAAGUUACCAAGAUGAGAACUUAAUAAGCGCCCCCUCGACUAAGCGCCUUCUUUCUUAGACCUAAUAAGCACGCAUCUUUCUAGCCGAAAUUUUAAUAAAGGUCCGGCCGUUUUUUCAAGGAAAUACGGUAUACCUGGCAUAAAUAUGUUUUGGGCCCGACUCAGACUCAUUUUAGCCGGACCCGCCCGGCGAGGGUUAAAAUGAGCCCUGAGAAGGGCCCAAAACAUAUUUAUGCCCCAGAACAUUUUAAAAAUCUAUUACCAUUAGUUUGGAGGGCACUGAGAAAAUGAAGACUUCAAAAAAUGACAACAAGGCAGAGUAUGAAUCAAAUCACAAGAGCAUUUCAUGUUGAAUGGCUUUUAUUUUUGCCCGAAUCUGGCUAGGAAUUACAAUAUCCUGUCAUUUGAGUUUUUAAAUAUUAUAAUAGACAUGAAAGCUUAUAAUGUUCAUAUGUACAAAUGUUAUGCUAACAGUUUGGCAUUUAAUUUGGUUGAAGUGAGUGCGUUCGACUUGAAGCCGCAAAACGUACAUGUAAUUCGUCGCCGACUAUGGAGCUGCUACAGGCGUUAUUUACAUCAGAAGCCUCUCUAACUUUUGUAGAUUUUCUUCCUCUAGCUGAGGAGAUUUAGAAUUUACAAAUUGUUUGUUGUUCGCGUUGUGUUUUCAGCUAUGAUUUGAGUUUUGAAAAUGGCAACGUUAUUUCUUUGACAAACGAUGCAAGAAAACGGCGGCGCGAACAUUGCAAUGGCUUCUCAAUUUUGAGUCGCUGCGUAUGUCAUAUAACUGUUUGAUCCUCUCUUUUCGUUGGUUCAUUUCAGAGGGCGCAAUAAAAUUUUAGUCCGCCAAAUUCGCCUUUUUUAGGCCGCAAAAUGCGACACAAUGCCCAACAAAGUGAUAAUAUCUACCAGUAAAUCUCAGUCCUUCUUUUUGGCGAUUAGUCGAUCAAUCAAUCCAUCAAUCAAUCAAUCAAUCAGUCAAUCAGCCAAUCAAUCGAUCAAUCAAUUUGCGCAGUCCUCCGGUGAAUGUACUUUGUCGCGAGCGAAUGACAUGCGCAGUUAAGCAACCUUGUACCCACGGCCUCUUUCUCUUCUGGUCACGGCGAGAUUACAUUACCAGGGAGAUUAAGCAACAAGGACGACGUUGGCUACGAAAACGUCAGUUAAAAAGUGAAGUAGCGCUGCCUAAUACUUUAUCAGGCUUAUUCCAUCUGGUUUAAUUCGUCAAAUGUUGGCAAAUUGUUUUAGAGCGAAAUUCUAAAGGACUGUAUCAAAGUUCAGGAAAAGAAAAGGACAGUAGUUGUCUUCGUUCACGUCCUCGACAAAACAUGAAAUUAGGCACUUUCACGUCGUAGUCGUGCAACGACGGCUUAGAAAUGUAGAAAAAUUAUAAAAGCAUGAUGCACGUGCAAAGCUGUUGUUUUGCCAAUCUAAACCCAUAGCUUUUUUGCCGCUCUCGUUGCGGUCGCCGUUGUCGUUACUUAAGCUCCCUACUAUCGAGCAAGAUUGUCUUCUUUUCUAUCUAACUGUUGUUUGCCUCCAAAACAAUAUCGAUCAGUAGUUUUUUAGUUUUUUUGGGUCAAAUCCCGAUGCACGGACAAGAGCCAAUGUCAUGCAAGUUGAUUUUACUUUUGCCAGUGUUUACUUGCCUGUUGAUGACAGAAGAUUUCUUUAUUUAAUUUAUCUUGUAAUGUAGUCUAUGAUGUUGUCAUUUCUUGUAGGAAUGACUGAUUCAACUGACGCUUCUCCUGCUAGAAAACCAAAGUUGGAUCUUCUGUCUAAACACGAAGUGAUGUUCCCGGAUGCUGAUCACGAGCCACCAGACAUGACCGACUACGCAUCAGAUGAUUCAGGUGAUGACUAUUCUUCGUCUCUGGAGCAGCAGGAUCAGAAGAGCAUCUGGGAUGAGAUUAAUACACUGACUCCUCUGGGAUCAAUCCAAACGUGGCUGUCAAAGCCGAAUGUGAAUGUUCCAGCCAAGAAAGAAAAGAGGUUUGUCGGUUUCAUUUAUGUGCGUUAGUGUGAGGUCAAGAUGGCUCGAUAUUUGUUCGCAAGUUCUUUUUUUGCGUUUUUAUGGGCGUAAGUAUGAGGUCCAGUGAUAUUCUAACAGAGCAUCCCGGCAAGAGAUUACUUCAAAGGCGACAGAAUAUCUAUAAUGCGAAGGAUAUUUCAUAGUUUGUUUUCCUAGUUUUGAUGGUUUCUUCACUUGAAAUGACAAGGUUAUCUUGUAAGUAAAAUAAGCACUCAGAGAAGGCGAGCGUGUAGGUGGAUGCAACUUAUUAUGAGAAACGGAAUCGUUUAAAGAAUGUUUUUCGACACAAAAAUUACAUAAUUCUGUGUGCCCUUCUUUCUAAUGAAACAAGAAAGAAUUAAAAGAAAUCAAUAGGGACCUAUUCUUUCGGAAGCCAAUGGCCAGGUAUCUAAGUAACCGAACACUGAGCUUGGUCAGUUAAGUUUUUUCUAUGGCCAAGAAAAACGUGGAUAAGUGCAUAAGUUCAUGGUUACAGGAUAUUCGUGAUUAAGUAGAAGCGAAUCUUCUUAAAUCUGGUUUAGAGGGUGGUUGCGGUAAAAUGUCCUUUUUUGUCUGACUGUAAAUUAACCAUCUUCUUUUUUGCCCUUAUAUUUCAUUGCUUCGUAAGGUACGAUCCUUCUAGUGACAGUCAUGGAGAAGGGGUCACUGUACGAGAAAUGGACAAUCCUAACCAUCCAGAAAGGAACGUGAUCAUUAGCAUGAGCGACCUUCAUUUGGAUAGCAUCUGGAGUAAGAAUGAAAACGAAAGAAUCCAGACUUUUAUGAAGGACUUAGUAGAGCUCGCAAAGGUUAGGUAACAUAUUGAUUAUAGUACGGAUACUGAAGGGAUGGUUUUUGUAAGCAUCUAUCGUAGGCGGAUGAUACAAGGCUAAAUAUCGUUUUAAAUUUGUUGCCGAACAAAUUUUGAACUUUUGAUGUGGUAGCCUUUUGAAUGGGUAGUUCAGGGUACUAGCGUUUGGCGCAACUAUUUUUGGGAUCUUUUUGGCGUUUGGCUGGACAAGCGUUACUUAUGAUUGGUUAAUGGUUGCCUUGAAUACCUUCGAUCAAUCAUAACUACUUCUUGUGCACCCACACUUCCCAGAAAUCACUGCGCCUAAGGCUUGUACCCAUUCCCACUAGAGUUUCCGACGUGAGGGAAUAGUGACAAAUUGCGCCUUCAAAGAAGUUAUCUCACCUUAACAGCCUUAACACCGCAACUGAGAGCAAAAUCCACAAUUUUCACCCGCUAAGCGAGACGACGAGCAUGUCCGUCUCUGUCUUAUAAGGCUCCCCCCGGAGGAAGGGCUGCGACAUUUGUUCAACCGUGUUUCAUUGUCUUAAUCUUAGUCUACGUCGCAGAUGAAAUCUAACUUCGGUUAGUGACCUCACUCUCCCGAGCAGCGCCGAUAUCCUUGUUCUGGACCCCCAAGGGACUCAACGAAUUAUACCGGAAGUGCGUUUUGAAUUUUCCUUUCAACCUGAUUGGCAAAUCGACAAUGGCUUUUUUAACAGGCCAAUCAUGGCGCAUACUCAAAUCCUGGUAUAGAGGUGGGAGCCUGGAAAAAGGAUUUCGGCGCUGUUUCGCAGACGUACUUAACAAGAGUUUAGUUCUAUCUGUGGCGCCGGCUACCUUAAUCUGUGGAGAAAUAAAUGUUACCUUUCUUGAUUCGAUUCCACGAGUUUCCAAGAAAAACUUUAAGUUAUGACAAGAGAUAUUAUUUUUCAUUCAAAAUAGUUAGCAGUUUUUUUAUUGGCAUCAACUCCCCGGCUUAUUGUUCAUUACCAGCCAUCGUUUACCUUAUUUGGAAGAUGUAGGCAAUAUGCAAUCAAAAUAUUGCCCCAAUCUAAAAUCGCAAACUCCUUUCCGGGUAGCUGAGUGGCAGCCUAGCUAUCAUUGUGCGUGAGUGAACUGAAAAAAUAAUGGCGAAAGAGUUCAAGUUAUCGAAAGAAGGAAAUAGUCGAAUUACUGACAAAAACUGAAACGCAAAAAAUAUUGCCCGAUGGGUGUUAUCUACUUUUUGACGAGCACCUGCAAAAAAAAUAUACCCUGAAACUGUGCAGAGACUCAGGCAAAUGUUUUGAAGGAAGUCUACGAGUUGGUAAGGUUGUUGAGAACUUAGAAAUAUUUUGAAUGUAUAUGCAGAUCUUGGGACUGUUAUCCAUACAACAUGCUCCGAGAUAUGCAUAAUUCUUCACAUCAAAAUCGGCCUGAUUCAGUAAUUGUUAAUUAUUCAAUGUUUGUUUUUGACAGACAAGUCUUCACACAUUAGUACUGCUUGGAGACACUCUGGAGAUGUGGCUGGAUAGAGUUGAUGUAAAACCCAAAACAAUCAAGGAACGGAUCAAAGAUUGGCAAUCCAACGAAACCUGCAGCCUACUUUUUCAGAGCGUUCGUAAAAUGACUCAAGAAGAUGGAGUCAAAGUGUUUUACCUCCGAGGAAAUCAUGACCACGAGAUGGACGCCAAGACGGUUAAAACACUGAUGGGAGACGGAGUGGAAUUCAUAGAGGGGUCCCUCAUUUAUGUCAUCAAAAGCGACGAUGGACAGACGUACAGAAUCCGCUUUGCGCAUGGUCAUGACUGGGAUAUUUUUAACACCUACUCCCUUUCUCAGCCAGAUGACCCAUUGGGUGGUAGACCGAUCGGAUAUUACGUUACAAGGGCGGUGGCUACAGCGGACAAACACGAGAAUGAAACGGAAGAAGUAUGCAACAUUUGAGUAGCAUUCUACGGCCAACCUCGCCCCCAGGGUUUUUUAAAACCCUUGUUUUUUUAAAACAACCUGCAUUAAUGAAUCCGAACGUCCCCGCUCGAUCUCUUACUGUCACUGAGAGGUUCUUGUUUGGUAGCCUGUACCAAGCUCUCAGAUAGUAGAGACUAGGGAUAUCGCAAAAAUAAAACAAGCCAAGUGAAAUCAGACGUACCCGAUCUGGGGAAGGGGGCGGUUCCCUCUCUCUCCCCAGCCCCCGCACGUUUUUGCACUCGUUUUUGAACAGCACGACUGCACUGCACUACUAUCGUGGAGCCUCGAAAAAGCUACUUCUGUGGCUAGGUUUAAACUAGAGGAGAUUUUUCAGGAUCCGGAACGAUUAGGUACCGAACAAUUGAACAAUUUGCCUUUUGCACGCACAUGGGUUAACCCAAAUAAGAAAAAUAAAAAGAAAUACGUACCUGUUUGGUCGUGUGACCAAGGAUUUUGAAUCGCGAAUCUAAAAGCCCCAUUCACACCAACAGCUUUUAAACAUGUUUUUAGAUAAAAACAUGUUUAAAUGCCUAUAACGAGGUUUCGUUAUAUCGAGGUCCUUUUCCAUAUAUUUUACUAUCAAUGGGGAAAUGAAAAUCGUUCGUUAUACCGAAAACUUCGUUACAUAGAGGUUCGUUAUAUCGAGGCUCCACUGUAGUGAGAAGUCAGUCUGAACAGGCUCUGGAAUACUAUUAUUCUUCUCUUGUUAAGUAAACUAUUUCCUAUGUACCCGGUCCUUACAUAAAAUUUCAGCCUGGAUGUUGUUGAUCCACAAUAUCUUUUAUGCAUGUCUUUGUUUUAAAGUUUUCUUUUCGCAAUAUAAUAAUUGCGGUAUUUUUAUUUCAUUUUCAAUUGCCAGAUCAUUAUGAACAUCACAGCAGAGUUACUUAGUAGCAUCUGUUGUCACAUCACGGAAUCUUUUGUUACGGAAAUUUUGGCCUGUUCCUUUGCACAGAAAAAGUUUACUAAGUCACUCAUUGAAAGAGCUUUGGGUCAACCUAUUUCAGAAGAUGCCUACAUUCAUCUAGAUGAUGGAACGGUUAUCAAGAUGAAGCAUGUGUUUGAUUAUCCUUACUUUAAGCGUGCCAUUACCAAGGUAACAUUAUCUCCACCAUAUAUAGCGAACCUUUUUAGCCUACUUUUGAUUGGCCUACUGUUGGUGUUGAUUUGUUUAUUCCCUUUACGGCAUAUUCCCAGGUCUUCGCGUUCUGAGUUUGUGCUUUUCAUUUGGUUUAAGAGGGGCUAACAAAAUUAGCCUUCCUCAGGGCCAGAGCUAACCUGAAAAAAUAAAUCAGCUCUUUCCCGUCUUGCCAGCCUUGUAUUCAGUUUUUUUAAGCAUAUAUUUGUUCUAUGAGAGAAAUUUACUCGUUUUUGUUUUAGUGGCAAACGAACCACCGAAAACAUAGUUCUUUUUUGUAAACGUGACUUAUAACUGACCAUUUAACUUUGGUUGGCCCUGGUUGACAUGUUGACAUUAUUAUUAUUAUUAUUAUUAUUAUUAUUAUUAUUAAUUCUCUUUGAAGUCGUGCUCUUUCCUCUUACUUUCCUCUUAUGGAGCCAAGUUUAUUCCAUGAACUUAGGGCAGUCAUAAGUCUCGUGGAUUACUUGAUGGAUAGUGACAUCCUGAGUAUGUGAACAGUCCCAAGGAGGACAAUCUUCUGAAGCUCUGUUAUUCUGAUGAUUCCUGGGUCGAUCGUGCUGAUGUAGUUUUCAGUCUCUAGCUUCUUCUUGACAAGCCGGAGAGCACCAAUAACUACUAGGAAGGUUGUUGGUUUUAGUUUCCAUGUUUUCUCAAUUUCUAUUUCGAGAUCCUUGUACUUCGAAAGUUUCCACUGGUUUUUUAAAAGGAGGUAUUUUUUUCAUUGGGGAUAGGCAUUGAGCAGGUAUCAUUAUUAUCAUUUAUUUUCUCAUUAAACAGUUUGGUUCCAGCAAGACUUUCAGCCUGCUCAAGGGCUCCAUGGGAAGAUUUAAUGAUUUUCUGUCGCGUUGUCAAGAGGAUGUUAUCGUCCUUGCCCACACUCAUACCUGGAAAGAGGAUGAAAUUAAGGGCACCAAGAAUGGAGACUCCAUUUACGUCAACACAGGAACCUGGAUAGAUUUUGCGCACGAUGUAAGUACACUCACUCCCUCUCUGUGUUCACUCGACAGGAAAAAGGUUUGAUUUGUGCCGCUCUCCCGAGUCCUUCCCAAGAGAGGGGGGUAAGUGCGGGCUCAUUUUCGGAACAGCGGUUGGUAAUCUGGCCUAACUUUUCAUCACUGAAAUCCACUGAAAUUGAUCAAAUGUAAUACCCACAGACUGUGAGCUCCCAGGCGACUGUCCACCAGCCACGUAGCUUCACGGCCCUUUACACAUAUGCAUAUAGCAGUCAAAGACAAAAAAGCGAGGCUACUUCAGAAUUUUGAUUUCGAAUUUUGAGUAAUCUUAGUCAACAUUUUGGGUGAGGUCAAUUGUUCUGGUGCUGUUUACGCUAAAACAUUUACAGGGGCGUAGCCAGAAAUUUUCAAGAGGUACGCAAAAUUUUCCAAAUCCCUCUAGCCCCCUCUCACAGUUACAAUAACGUAGUCAUGCUUUACAUAUUUACCUUGCUGCUAUUUACACGCUUUUUUGCGCGUUUCUUCACUGUCAUUCGGGUGUUAAAAGGAAAAAGUCCGUUGUUUUAGUAAAAUAUAUUUCGACGAAACAAAUAGAGUUAGAAGAAUUGAGGAAUAUUGUCCUUUUAAAAAUUUAUUUACAUUUUCAGAUAAUUGACAUUUUUAUUUCAUAUUAUUAUGUUUUUUAUUCUCGACUUUUUUAGGUACGCACGUGCGUAACGUGUGUACAGGACGCUACGUACGCCUCUGAUUUCACAGUUACACUUCUGUUAAACCGAUAUUUAUGGUGCAUAAUUACAUGGCUUUUAAAUUCUCUUGCAGUUUUCCUUCGCCCGCAUUGUUCCCCCGACGAAGGCUAAACCGGGCUUGGUUGAAGUCAGGCGACAUCAUUUAAAUCCAACUGGAGGAGUUGAUUAAAUAUGGGAUAAAAUGCCCUGUAGUGAGGUGUUCGUUAGGCUGUUGAAAGCAAAUAGAGACCUGUAGAUUCUAAGUUAGAUGGGGACGACUACCCGGGAAGAUACUUUCUCUUUAGGUAAAAGUAGUGUGCGUGCGUGAACCUGCAGCGUUAUUUUGGCGGGAAAAGGUUCCUAAACCGUCAUACUCUUAUUCUUAAACUACACUGGCAAAACGAACAGUUUUACAAUAGACUGGUUACAGUCCCAUAUUUUUUUGUAAUAUCGUCGAGAUCGAGCGCUUACUAUGGGUGGCCCAGGCUAGACUCAGUACAUUUGAAACCAAGGGGGCCGCUCUGUGACCGAUUUUAAGCAAAAAUAGGGGACUGUGAACAGACUAGAUUUACAAAGUCUUUCUGUCAUGAAUUUGGGGACCAAACAAACUUUUGAAUGUUGUUGACGAACCACAGCGCGAGUACUCAGAGUUUUUCAAAGCUAGGUUUCUUCAUUGCUGUGUUGAUUAACCAUGAAGAGAAAAAUCACGAUUACCGUAACUUGACUUAAGUCACGAUAUAAUUCGCGCGAAAGCAAGAUUCUGGUGAUACCGAGAGCUGCGAAACCCGUGCGACCACGAGAUGAAUUUAGUGACCUUACAUCGUGGCCUUAAGUUACAAUCUCAGUUUCUUUGAAAAAGUUCUCAGCGGCAACUCCCGUUGGAUGUUUUUUUUCUUAAUUAAACGUGUGUGUUUUCCAAUAAUAAUCUAUUGUCGGCUUAGUUUUAUCCCCAAAAUUCUAGUGAGACAGCUUGAAUCAUUUAGAACUGCGAGUGUGUCUGAACUGCGUGAGAUUGAUUCAUCAUUUAAUACACUGGUAGGUUAGCUUUGAUUGGAGUUUAAUUCAGUUACUUUUAUCGGUUUGCGGGCUUUAUUGGUAGAGCAGUCCGUCACGGUAUUAGCUGCCAUUUAUAGGUUUUUAGUUCGUCUUUGAAAAUCGGCAGUACUUUUAAUAGUACAAAUUUGUCAACUAGGAUUACAAGUGUGAAACUCGGAUUUACUUUACUAGCAAUUUGUGUACAAGUGUAAGUUGUGCACUGAUGACACCAAGUGUGAUCCGUAAUGCUCAAACAUUCGAUUAAACUUCUUAAUAAACUUUUUCUCUCCCAAACUGAGUUAUGAAGAGUUCUUUCAUCAUUUUAACUUUGGUGUCUGUGGAUAAAAUCCUACGGUGUUACCAUUCAAAUGAAAUUUCUCUGGUAGAACAUUAGCG
This is a messenger RNA of Porites lobata, 24536 nucleotides long. NCBI's taxonomy places the organism in Eukaryota, Metazoa, Cnidaria, Anthozoa, Scleractinia, Poritidae. The record is from the annotation of a GenBank genome assembly.